Molecule: messenger RNA, 1544 nt
Organism: Sarcophilus harrisii (Tasmanian devil)
Lineage: Eukaryota; Metazoa; Chordata; Mammalia; Dasyuromorphia; Dasyuridae
Product: heterogeneous nuclear ribonucleoproteins A2/B1-like
Exons: 1
Coding region: 33-1124 (363 amino acids)
Molecular function (GO): RNA binding
Source: RefSeq, a predicted model, not a curated record
AACCAUCACAUUCUGGCCGGUGAGGGGCUGCCAUGCUGCAGAGAUCCCUCUCAUCUUGCUCGGCUGCGGGGCCCCGGCCUGAGGCGACCGACUCCCCCAUGGAGAGAGAAAAGGAACAGUUCCGUAAACUGUUUAUUGGACGCCUAAGCUUUGAAACGACAGAAGAAAGUUUGAGAAACUACUAUGAACAAUGGGGGAAACUCACAGACUGCGUGGUCAUGAGGGAUCCUGCAAGCAAAAGAUCAAGGGGAUUUGGUUUUGUAACAUUUUCAUCUAUGGCUGAAGUGGAUGCAGCCAUGUCUGCAAGACCUCAUUCAAUUGAUGGAAGAGUGGUUGAGCCCAAAAGAGCGGUAGCCAGAGAGGAAACUGGAAAACCUGGUGCUCACGUUACUGUGAAGAAACUGUUUGUUGGUGGAAUUAAAGAAGACACUGAGGAACAUCACCUUAGAGAUUACUUUGAGGAAUAUGGGAAAAUUGAUACUAUUGAAAUAAUUACAGAUAGACAGUCUGGUAAAAAAAGGGGCUUUGGUUUUGUUACAUUUGAUGACCAUGAUCCUGUGGAUAAAAUUGUAUUGCAAAAAUACCACACCAUCAAUGGCCAUAACACAGAAGUAAGAAAAGCGUUAUCUAGACAAGAGAUGCAGGAAGUUCAGAGUUCUAGGAGCGGAAGAGGAGGAAACUUUGGUUUUGGGGAUCCCCAUGGCGGUGGUGGAAAUUUUGGACCAGGCCCAGGAAGCAAUUUUAGAGAGGGAUCUGAUGGAUACAGACGUGGUCGUGGUUUCGGAGAUGGUUACAAUGGAUAUGGAGGAGGACCAGGAGGUGGCAAUUUUGGAGGUAGUCCUGGUUAUGGAGGAGGAAGAGGAGGAUAUGGUGGUGGAGGACCUGGCUAUGGCAACCAGGGUGGGGGCUACAGAGGUGGUUAUGACAACUAUGGAGGAGGCAAUUAUGGAAGUGGGAACUACAAUGAUUUUGGAAACUAUAAUCAGCAACCUUCAAACUAUGGUCCAAUGAAGAGUGGAAACUUUGGUGGUAGCAGGAACAUGGGGAGACCAUAUGGUGGAGGAAACUAUGGUCCAGGAGGCAGUGGAGGAAGUGGGGGUUAUGGAGGGAGGAGCCGCUAUUGAGCUCUUCUGCCUGUUUGCCAUGGGCUUCACUGUAUAAAUAGGAGAGGAUGAGAGCCCAGAGGUAACAGAACAGCUUCAGGUUAUCGAAAUAACAAUGUUAAGGAAACUCUUAUCUCAGUCAUGCAUAAAUAUGCAGUGAUAUGGCAGAAGACACCAGAGCAGAUGCAGAGAGCCAUUUUGUGAAUGGAUUGGAUUAUUUAAUAACAUUACCUUACUGUGGAGGAAGGAUUGUAAAAAAUACAAAAAACACACACAAAAAAAAAUGCCUUUGAGACAGUUUCUUAGCUUUUUAAUUGUUGUUUCUUUCUAGUGGUCUUUGUAAGAGUGUAGAAGCAUUCCUUCUUUGAUAAUAUUAAAUUUGUAAGUUUCAGGUGACAUGUGAAACCUUCUUUUUUAAGAUUUUUCUCAAAGUUUUGAAAA